AUGAUAUUUCUUUGCAGCGGAAUCACCCUGUGCCAAAUAACAUAUGAUGUUUUCGACAUUAUUAUAUAUAUAGUUUUUGUCUAAAGUUCAUAAUAACUGAAAUAUUUCGGAGAUGUCCAGACUACUGUUUUCGGCGCGAAGAUUACUGCCACAGCAAGACUUUUUGCUUGCCGGCUCAUGCAUUUCAACGCAUUCGCGAAGCAAGGCCUCAACUCCAAUGAACACAAUAGUCAUGUUUGUGCCACAACAAGAGGCCUGGGUUGUAGAGAGAAUGGGAAGAUUUCAUAGAAUUCUUGAUCCCGGGCUCAACAUUCUGGUGCCCGUCGCUGAUAAAAUUAAGUAUGUGCAGAGCUUAAAGGAAAUUGCGAUAGAUGUUCCCAAACAGAGCGCCAUCACUUCCGAUAACGUAACGCUCAGCAUCGAUGGCGUUCUUUACUUGCGCAUUAUUGAUCCCUAUAGAGCUUCCUAUGGCGUUGAGGAUCCAGAAUUCGCAAUAACUCAAUUGGCGCAAACGACGAUGCGAUCGGAGCUUGGCAAAAUGUCAUUGGACAAGGUGUUUCGCGAAAGAGAAUCCUUGAACGUAAGCAUUGUGGAUUCCAUAAAUAAAGCCAGUGAAGCUUGGGGCAUCGCCUGUCUGCGUUAUGAAAUACGUGACAUUCGCCUACCAACUAGAGUUCAUGAGGCGAUGCAAAUGCAAGUGGAAGCCGAGAGAAGAAAAAGAGCAGCAAUUUUAGAGUCCGAGGGAGUCCGUGAAGCUGAAAUCAAUAUUGCAGAGGGUAAACGAAAGUCAAGGAUUCUAGCCUCUGAGGCCGAACGUCAGGAGCACAUUAACAAGGCUAGCGGCGAGGCAGCUGCUAUGAUCGCCGUGGCAGACGCUAGAGCUCGUAGUCUGCAAGCUAUAGCAAAAUCUCUGGCGAAUACGGACGGUCAAAGUGCUGCCUCUCUAACUUUGGCUGAACAGUACAUCGAAGCUUUUAAGAAAUUGGCAAAAACGAAUAACACAAUGAUAUUGCCAUCGAAUCCUGGAGACGUUACCGGAUUUGUUGCACAAGCGAUGGCUGUCUACAAUCAUGUCUCUAAACCGAAUAACAAUUCGCUUUCACCAAUCAUUAAUGAGUGCGUCAAUACGAAAACUGAGUACAAAUCGGUUAAUGAAGAAAAAGCGGCUGCAAAAAUUAAUAUUGAAUAAAACCAAGUUAUUACAAAUAACUUAAAAUCUAGACUUAAGUGAUUACUAUAGGGAUCAAAGCUGAAAAACGUUCCUCAUUUAUUGCGAAGGAAAAAUUUAUGAAAGCAUUUAAAAUCUUAAUUAAGUUUUAGAAACGUUUCGCUGUCUACAAGUCUAAAAAUGUCUUCGCGAAAAUGAAGUAAAUUCUCGUUGAAGCAAUUGGUGCUUUCGAUAUGUAAUUUCGCCAUUACAGGUUUAAUAUUUUCUAUUUUUGCUUCAUUUGCCAAUUCCGUAAAGUAGUGCAUCUACAAGAAAUAUUUGCAAUUAGUCAAAAAUCUAAUUUUAUGUAUGUGUUAAUCGUAUCUUACUUGAUUCUCCCCAAGCAUGUGCGCUUGUCGUUUCUUGUAUCCCGCUUGCCAGCGUUUAUUCAUGGUUUCAACUGUAUUUUCUAGCAUUUCUUGAGUAGAAGGCAACUUAUUGGACCCAUAGAAGUAGCUCAAUACGAAGCGUGCUUGCAAGUCCAUCAUUUGCGCUGCGCAUACGUAGAAGGGGAGACCUAUUAUUGCCAUUGUUGGAUUGCGUAUAUUAAUGCAUUGUUUAUAGAGCAUUUGGACAUAAUUGUCUUCGACGUAGAUUCCUGUCGUUACACUCAAAAACGGAAAUGCGUAUUUAUAACCAGUGCAGUAGAAUAUAGUGUCAAAAUUUUCAUAAGAUCCAUCAACAAAAUGCGCCCCAUACUCAUCCAAUUCCUUGACAUCAGGUUUGGUCGCAACGUUUUUCAAAAAUAUCGAAUUUGAAAUACCAACCGCAUGAUGGCUGAGCGUCACGUGUUUGGCCGAUUUCGAUAUAAUAUUCGAUAAGUCUAAGGCGCUUGGUCCUCCGCCAAUGACAAGAACAG
Messenger RNA from Drosophila sulfurigaster albostrigata, 2066 nucleotides. RefSeq names its product stomatin-like protein 2, mitochondrial (gene Stoml2). The record is from RefSeq and is a predicted model, not a curated record. The transcript has 7 exons. NCBI's taxonomy places the organism in Eukaryota, Metazoa, Arthropoda, Insecta, Diptera, Drosophilidae. The coding region runs from base 113 to 1189 and encodes 358 amino acids. Gene Ontology annotation, cellular component: membrane.